Molecule: messenger RNA, 3811 nt
Organism: Micropterus salmoides (largemouth bass)
Lineage: Eukaryota; Metazoa; Chordata; Actinopteri; Centrarchiformes; Centrarchidae
Product: homeobox protein Hox-D4b-like
Exons: 2
Coding region: 1-765 (254 amino acids)
Biological process (GO): embryonic skeletal system morphogenesis; anterior/posterior pattern specification; regulation of transcription by RNA polymerase II
Cellular component (GO): nucleus
Molecular function (GO): RNA polymerase II cis-regulatory region sequence-specific DNA binding; DNA-binding transcription factor activity, RNA polymerase II-specific
Source: RefSeq, a predicted model, not a curated record
AUGGAGUCCUAUGUGGUGAGCUGUAAAUAUGCUGAGCCGCAGUUCCCGCCUUGUGAAGAAGAUUAUAGUAAUUUUGGUAACCAAGUGGGGUAUUACAACAACUCCCAGGACAGUGGUAGUUAUGGAGGGGGUUAUCAGUCCGUGCAGCCCCCUCCACCUCCAUACACACCACAACAAACCGGCUAUCAACCCUCUGUGCAGGGGCAUCACCGGGAGGAUGGAGAGGUCCAGUCGCAGCACCAAGGUGCGCCCUUCCCCGGCUACAGAGAGACAAACGCACCCGGUAGUAAGGAGAGGUUCUCCGUGGGUGACAUGCAGUGCCAGGCCUGGAUGACCUGUACAAAGUCCGCUCAGGUGCAGAGAAAAACGGCAUGCCAGGGGAAAGACAAGCCGCCUAUUGUUGUCUACCCGUGGAUGAAGAAAGUGCACAUCGCUCAUGUCAAUCCGAACCAUGUGGGCCCGGAGCCAAAGCGGCUACGGACAGCCUACACGCGCCAGCAGGUUCUGGAGCUCGAGAAGGAGUUUCAUUUUAGUCGGUACCUCACGCGCCGCCGCCGUGUUGAGGUAGCCCACGCGCUCUGCCUGUCCGAGCGGCAGGUGAAGGUGUGGUUCCAGAACCGGCGCAUGCGCUGGAAGAAAGACAACAAGCUACCGAACACCAAAGGAAGGAGCAAAAACAAGAAAACAACGGACGACAACAACAACAGCAGCAGCAGCAGCAGCAGCAGCAGCGACAGUGAUGUGAGGGCGGUGAUAACUGUCUGAACACGGACUUUGGCUGAGGCAGCCACGUUAGCACCUUCACUCUCCAAAACUGAUGUUGCUUAACUGAUCCAGGGUGACUGCAGUCCUGAAACAACUCUAAACUGCUUUAAAAUUCGAGGCCAUCCAUCUAUAGGCCUAAAUAAGGCUUUAUAAAUUCAUUAAUGUAUUUUGCCUAAUAUUUUAACGUUUACUUUUAAGUGUUUUUAAUAUUUUUCUGUUGUGUAGAGGUUACAUCCUAUUCCAGUCUGAUAUUUAAUUCAUUACUGAAUGUUUUUGAGUCUUACAUUUAGGUAAACUACAAGGUUGUAGAUGGUCUGACACCUCUCUGGUGAAAUUAGGGAGAUGUUUCAUAUUUAGACAUCUGAUGUUAAAGGCGCUCCACCGUGAGGAGAGAUAGCGUGUUUUGGAGAAAACAGGGUUUUAUUUCUACAGGGUAAACAUAAUACAGGGUUUUAUUAUAGCUACUUAAAAGAUGAAAUAGUCGAAUAUGCACAUGACCAAAUGUUGUUUCCACCAACUGGCGCUUACACGGGCAAAACAAUAAACAGAAGAAAGCCAAAUUGCUCGGCGGCUGACUUGCAGAAUGGUUGGACAAAUAAUGUUUUAGCUUUUAUUUUGUACAUAGGAGCAUCCAAAAAUAAUGCAUAUUUAGGAUAAGUAGCCAUAUAGUGCGGAAUUUUUAUAUCCAAAAGGUGAAUAAACUUUUGAAUAUUUUAGGGGAAGUGUCAUAUUUGUACACAGGGGAAAUAAAGAAAAUAAAAAAAAGGUACCGGUUUUUAAUGCACGACGCUGACUGUAAAUCCAACUUAUUUUCUCAGGGUUACAGGGUUUUAACGAAAGGAACUUUUUGAAACGUUUGUCUGAUUCAGCACCGAGAGGUUUUAAAUAGUGAUCUCUGAAACAGCAUACUUUCGCAUUUUCACAGAAUAUGUUCUCUCUUUGAGUCCAGUUUAAUAUGCUAUUGAUUUCUAUUAUAGCCUAUACGCCAGUACUUAUUUUUAUUUGUAUUAUUUAGAAGCAUAUUUUAUUCUUUGUAGCAAGCAUCUUCUCUGUUCUUUUGUGAAUGUGUUCAUCUUUGAAAAACAAAAGAAACAUUCUCUUUGUGUAAGAACUUUAUAUGUGGAAAUGUUUUGAUAAAAAACACUUAGAUGAUAAAAAUUAAAAAAUAUUUCAAGCUGCAAAACUGCAAAUAUUUUUUCUCAUCUCUCUCUAGCACACAUACGCACAAAUACACAGUAAGUAGCCUGUGGCUUUUUCUAAGGGAUGUUGAGAGGAUCAACGGAAGUGACGCGAAAAUUACUCCAAAGAUGGUUUGUGAAUGAAAGACGAAAACUUAAAGCGCUCAGCAUAAUGAUUCCCCUUAUUAUGAAAGUAAUGCACAUAAACUUUAACAGAGCAAUCGUCUGUACCAAACACGAUAUUUGUUACAAUCAUAAUUUAACGGAGCGUGAAGUCACUUGAGUUGAGCCAGUGCACAUCCCUAGUCCGCGAUGUCUCAACUGAGAAGAUUUUUAAAAGUAAGGAUUUUCUCCUGUGGGAGGAUUUAUAAAUGUGCUCCUAAUUCUUCCGUGGAUAAACGGCGAUCCUUAACGUUUAAUCAUUAGAGCGACAGCUUGUUUUAACUGUUGUCUUGAGAUUUAGUAGCCUAAAAGACCCGGUGGUGGAGGCAGAUGUUUCUGCACAAAAGUUGUUGUUGCGCACAAGUCGAUGGAAUGUCAAAUGUUAAAAUAUGUGACUGUGGUUUAGUAGACUUUAAUAUUGCCUGAAAUGGCAGACAUGAAUUGUAGUCUGCUUUACAUAUCAGCGUCUUUGUAUAGUUAAAAAACGCAUUGUUUACGCACAGCGCAAGGACGUCAUGGACUACUUCAGGUGAAAGAAAUACACUCGUUCUGUGUGUGUGUGUGUGUCUGUGUGUGAGUGGUGAAAUGUAAGGGAAAUGAGAGGCAUUAAUUGGUGGCUUCCGGUCGAGAAGCGGUAAGUGUGCAGGGAAGGCACAGCGGGGCUGACCAACUGAGGGACACUCAACUUGUGGGGAAUUCAGUAAACCACUAAACGACAACAGACCCUUUUAUAAGUACAGAAUCAGUAAAAGAAAAUAAAACAUAUCGGUAUAUGCUCAGUGACAAUUUGUUCUUUUUAUGUCCAUUUAAAUGGACAAAAGACUAGUACAGCAGUGCAUCUCUGGAGAUUCCCAGGGUGCAAAAUAGGCUUUAUUUCUACUGAAUACAAUUUAACCUAAUGUCCCACUAAUGGUUUACUGUGCAUUGUGCUUUUUGUAUUGUAAACAUCUCUAAACAUAUUUUGUAAUGCCCGAGAUGUAUGCGUUUGUGCUUGGUGAAACGUUAUGCAUGUAAUCUGCCUUUCUGCAGUAUGACUGUGGUGAGGCAGGAACGCCCCCGACUGGUUACAUUAAGUACUAGCCUGAGAGAGAGAGAGAGAGAGAGAGAGAGAGAGAGAGAGAGAGAGAGAUCCAUCAUGUUGAGAUGUUCUCAAAAAAAAUUCCAUGGCAAAGUUUUGGAUUGGCUAUACAGUCCUCAUGGAUUAGGAAAAUGUGAGAUGUAAUGAGAUUGCAUUAACACUGAUUGGCAUAACGUCAAGAAGUGACAAUGAAAGGAACACAUGCAAGUAUGGAAACAAACCGGCAAUACAAACUUCCGUGUGCAAAGCUUUUCAUGUUCAGUUGUUGUUUGACUGUGUCAAAAUUGAUUCAACACUAGCUCUACUGACACUUUUUUGUCCACCCGUGUACAGUGUCACCGCCCAUCAGACUAUAGAGAAAGCCGCACUACACCUACAGACAGGUUUGUUUUUUAUGACAGACUGGGAUAUUUCACACACAGCGACUGCGCCAUACAGUUGUCGUCUCCAGCUCAAGCGUAAAGCGGAACUAAAAUCGGAGUUACAUUGAUCCACGGGACGUUAAUCGCCGGCGGACUAGUCGAUGACUGCAGAGCAGGCACUUGCCCUUAAACUUGCAUGCAGUGGAAUUGACCUCAUCUGCUAUUAUAAUUAUUAAUUAGCAAUAAAGGAUAUUACAACAUCGCAA